Messenger RNA from Pygocentrus nattereri (red-bellied piranha), 1262 nucleotides. RefSeq names its product programmed cell death 10b (gene pdcd10b). The record is from RefSeq and is a predicted model, not a curated record. Gene Ontology annotation, molecular function: protein kinase binding. The transcript is spliced from 8 exons. Bases 188 to 820 code for a protein of 210 amino acids. Gene Ontology annotation, biological process: regulation of Golgi organization; positive regulation of MAP kinase activity. Lineage: Eukaryota; Metazoa; Chordata; Actinopteri; Characiformes; Serrasalmidae. Gene Ontology annotation, cellular component: Golgi apparatus; FAR/SIP/STRIPAK complex.
CUGCUGAAUAGAGGUGCGAGGUGAAAACUUCCUCCUUCCGAAGUUGUAGCUGGAGCGGCGCGUCCGGACGGGUUCGGCCCGUUAUCCUCAUAUUUUAAGGUCUGUGGGUCGGGAGGUCAGAGCUGUGCGGAGCUGCGGCCGAGCCCCGGUUCUCCGGUCUGUGCGUGCGGUGGGCCAUCCACUGAGGAUGACAAUGGAAGAGAUGAAGAAUGAAGCUGAGACAAGUUCACUGGUCUCUAUGACGUUAUAUGCGGUCAUGUACCCGGUCUUCAACGAGCUGGAGAGGAUAAACCUGUCGGCCGCUCAGACGCUGCGGGCAGCUUUCAUUAAGGCCGAGAAGGAGAACCCGGGACUCACUCAGGACAUCAUACUGAAGAUCCUGGAGAAGAAGAACGUGGAGAUCAACUUCACAGAGUCAUUACUGCGCAUGGCUGCGGACGACGUGGAAGAGUACCUGAUCGAGAGGCCGGAGCAGGAGUUCCAGGAUCUGAAUGAAAAAGCCCGAGCGCUCAAACAGAUCCUCAGCAAAAUCCCAGACGAGAUAAACGACAGAGUGCGCUUCCUGCAGACCAUAAAAGAUAUAGCGAGCGCUAUAAAGGAGCUCCUGGACACGGUCAACAAUGUGUUUAAGAAGUACCAGUAUCAGAACCGCAGGGCACUCGAGCACCAAAAGAAGGAGUUUGUGAAAUACUCAAAGAGCUUCAGCGACACCCUGAAAACCUACUUCAAAGACGGAAAGGCGAUAAACGUCUUCAUCAGUGCCAACAGACUGAUCCACCAAACCAACCUGAUACUGCAGACCUUCAAAACUGUCGCCUGAGAGCGCGAGAGGGCGCGAGAGCGAGUAGUUCAUGCGAGAUUUAGGCUCCUCUCCUGUAAUAUACAAGUUUUUUUUUCAUUUUUUGUUUUUCCCUUUAUUUUCUUUUAUUUUGAGUAUAAUUUAUAAAGGUGGCGUCAUUUGUUGGAGCUGGAGACGGAGAGUUUCUGAGGAGAACUUUAAUUUGCUCAGUUUUCUAAUCAUGAUUCCACCCUCAGCUUCAGAACCUCUUUCUUUUCCGUUAGCAAUGGUUCCGUUCAAAUGAAGCCAAAAGACUUAAAGACCGCGCCUUAAAGCGUCCUGCGACAUUCCUCCUGUCCACCCUGUAAAUAACCCUGCUGUCUGUGACACUCUGGCAGAAAGAAGAGAAAGUGAAACUUCUGUAUUUAACAGAUAUUUGGUUGCAAAUGUUCAAUAAAUAGUUUCCAAAUGUUGACAUUUUUAA